AUGGGUCGAAAGCUCGAAUCUCUUCCAACCGAAAUACUCCGUGUGGUAGUCAGCCACCUCUUCAUUCAAGACAUGAAACAUCUAGCAUCUGCUAGUAAACGACUGAGGGACGUUUGCCUGCCAUACUUAUUUCACAACGUUGUUUUCUCGUUUUCCGAUUCCGGUCUCGAUGGACUACGGCUGCUUAUGCAAUCCGACGUGCGCCAAUACGUAGUCUCUUUUACAUAUUUGAUCCCGGAACUACUCCGGCCUGAAACGAUGGACUUUGAGUUUUUUAGGUGCAAUAUCCUUCCCCCCGGAAAUUAUGCCAUGUGGUUAAAAACCGACCGGAGCGAGCCAGCUGAAUUAUACGUCCCAUAUGUGCUUGUCUACGAUACAUUCAGUGCCAUAUGCAAAGAGCAACAAAAGAUUGUGGAGAAUCAAGAGGAUGCCAUUGCGCUGUCGGCUGUUUUCAGACUGCUUCCUCGAUUGACAGAACUCGGUUUGCGCUUUUGUCAGACUCUUGUCCAAGAGCACUGGGUGGGGUGUUUUAUGGACCAAACGGUGGAAAGAUAUACUUACGGGCAUCAUCUUUGUAUCAUCUCAAACGCCCUUAAGAUCGGAAGGGACGCCGGGGUUUUCAUACCCACUGUUCACUUAUCCGGUCUUGAACUUCCUUACUAUUGCUCAUUGAACACUCCUAAAGCGCACACUCUAAGCAUUCACCUCUUUGGCUUAUUGAGUUGCGCUCGAAAUUUACGCCUGAGUGGAUCUGGAUCACCGAUGAAAUCACUGUCUCACACUACACUGCAUCUUCAGCAAUUCGACCUCUGCUGCCUUACCGUCCUUCAAGCUACCUUGAACGAAUUUUUACAAAACAACAUGAACUCGAUUGAAUCAUUCGCCUUCCACCAUGUUACGCUGAUUGGUUUGGGUUUUACGGAAGAAGAUUCAGCCCUAAUAUCUCCUGAAAUGUGUCGCAGCAGCCUUCGCAUGGAUUGGUCAAUCAUGUACUGGACAACUUCCCCUUGUCUUGUUUGCGGGCAUGAUGGGUGGAGGGUGUCAAAGUCUUGA
This is a messenger RNA of Penicillium salamii, 1053 nucleotides long. NCBI's taxonomy places the organism in Eukaryota, Fungi, Ascomycota, Eurotiomycetes, Eurotiales, Aspergillaceae. The record is from the annotation of a GenBank genome assembly.